Molecule: messenger RNA, 318 nt
Organism: Penicillium pulvis
Lineage: Eukaryota; Fungi; Ascomycota; Eurotiomycetes; Eurotiales; Aspergillaceae
Exons: 1
Coding region: 1-318 (105 amino acids)
Source: RefSeq, a predicted model, not a curated record
AUGCGAAUUGCGUUGAAUCACUUCCUGUUCAAAAUUGGCGAAGUCGAGUCGGAUCUCUGUAGCUGCGAAGAGGGCUCACAGACGCCAAGGCACGUUCUACUACGUUGUCCGCGCUUUGUGGAUGAGAGGAAAGAGAUGCUGGAAAAGAUCCAAGCACGGACGGAUCUCAGAGGGUUGGAUUAUGAGGCACUUAUGUCUCACCCGCGUGCGACUCGCUACGUCGCAGAAUUCAUGAUUCGGAUAGGUCUUCUUGGGCAAUUCCGCCACUGUGAAGUGAAGCUGGAGCCAGACCCAGAGGACGACGAAACAACUGGCUAG